AUGGCUCUCAAUAUUCUUGCACUUGCUGCACCCCUCUACAUGUUGCAGGUCUAUGACCGGGUGCUCACCAGCCAGAAUAUGGACACGCUGAUCGCCCUUACCUUGCUGCUCGGCGGUGUUUUUGUCGUAGUCGGUUUGCUCGACUGGGUCCGUCAGCGGAUGUUGAACCGUCUGGGGGCCAGAUUCGAACUGAAAGUCGGCGUGCCCGUUCUGAACGCUGCAAUGCAGCGGAAAAUUCACGGCAGCCAGUCGGCGAGCGACAAUUCGAUCGAGGAUGUGAACGGCUUCAGGGAUUUCAUUUCCGGAAGUACCUUGCUUGCGUUUUUCGAUGCGCCAUGGAUACCGGUCUACAUCGCCGUCCUUUAUGUUCUGCAUCCCUAUCUCGGCCAUCUUGGAUUGGCCGGAGCGAUCGUCCUGACUGUUCUGGCGCUGAUCAACAAUGCGCGCAGCCACGAAACGAUGAUGGAAGCUGCUGAAGCGCGCAGGCGUAGCGACACGCUCUACAGGGCAGGAGAGGCUAAUGCCGAAAUAGUCCAUGCCAUGGGCAUGCGUGGCGACCUUGCGCAAAGAUGGCGCCAGUUGCAAUUUGAAGCACAUCGCCUGAAAGGCAGGGUGAACGACCGCAUUUCCACAUUUUCGGUCGUCUCCAAAACCCUCCGGACAGGGCUUCAGUCGGCUAUUCUGGGGCUCGGAGCAGCCCUUGCGAUCACAGGCGAAAGCUCAGCCGGUAUCAUGAUUGCGGCAACCAUCGUGCUCGGCAGGGCCCUCGCUCCGAUUGACCAGUUGAUCGGGCAAUGGCGCAGCUUUCUGGCCGCGACGGGAUCUUAUGCAAAGCUGAAGAAACUUGUUCACGAGUUUCCGGCCGGUCAAAGACGGCUUCAGUUGCCUCGGCCGCAGGUGUCGGUCAGCGUAGCGAUCCAGAAGGCGGGUCCGCCGACGGCACAAAAUGCAACCUUGUCCGAUAUCCGCAUGAACCUGCAGGCCGGGGAUGCGGUUGCGGUGAUCGGGCCGAGCGCCUCCGGCAAGACGACGCUGGCAAAGAUGCUUGCCGGUGUCUGGACACCGCAGCGCGGCUCGAUCCGGCUUGACGGUAACCCGACGGCCAAAUGGGAGGCCGAGGACCUGGGCAGUCAUAUCGGAUACCUGCCCCAGGACGUGGCGCUGUUCGACGGCACGAUCAGGGAGAACAUUGCCCGUUUUGCUGCUGAAAUCCACGAUGCUCUCGUGCUGGAAGCUGCGCUAGCCGCCGACGUGCAUGACCUCGUCUCGAACUUGCCGGACGGUUAUGAAACACAGAUCGGCAACGGGUACUUCCUGUCGGGUGGCCAGCGUCAGCGGAUCGCACUUGCCCGGGCGCUUUACGGCAAUCCGUUUCUGCUGGUGCUCGACGAACCGAAUUCCGAUCUUGAUUCAACGGGCGAGGCCGCGCUCCAGAAAGCGGUCCGCGCCACGCAGGAGCAAGGCGGUGUCGUUGUGAUGAUGACCCAUCGUCCCAGCACCUUGCAGGUUGUUGACAAGGUGCUUGUGCUUAACCAGGGGGUCCAGACGGCCUUCGGCAGGCGCGACGAGGUCUUGCGCGACAUGAAGCGAAACGUCCUUCCGGCCCGUAGCCAGAACUCGAAUGAAAUCACCAAGACCAAUCAGGAAAGGGCAGGUGAGCCUUUGCCGGAGCCGCGCAUCGGCAAGCUUGUCGUGUUCGGCUUUCUCGUCGUGGCCCUGUUUUUUGGCGGAACCGCGUAUUGGGCGCAACAGGCUAAGUUGGAUGGUGCGGUGGUUGCCGAGGCCUCCUUCGUCGUCGAUGGAAAUCGGAAGACCGUGCAACACCUCGACGGCGGCAUCGUCCGCGAUCUGCUCGUGUCAGACGGAGACGUCGUCGAGGCCGGGCAGCCGCUGGUUGUCUUCGACAGUACCGAGGCGGAAGUCGAUCUGACGGUUCUGAGCAGCCAGGUCGGUGAACUGUCGGCGCGACGCGCACGUCUGCUGGCCCAGAUCGGCGGAGAAGCCACGUUCCGCAGGAAAGACGUUGCCAACAUGAUCGAAGAGGAAAUUCCCGAGGUCCUCUGGGAAAGCGCGUAUCUGACCCAGAAACGUGUGUUCGACACGGAAGCAAGGGCACGCAUGAGCGAACAAGAUGUCCUGAAACGCCGGUUAACGGCUCUCGAAGACGAGAUCGGGGGACUUGAAGAACAGCGCCAGUCCAAUGCGCGGCAGAUCGAGAUUUCCAGAAGUGAACUUGCCUCCCUUCAAACGCUGUUUGAAAAGGGGCUCGUUACCGCGGCAAGGAUCAACUCCAUACGCCUGGAUAUAGAACGUCUGGUCGGAUUUGAUGCGGGUUUCAGAACCGAUCAGGCCCGUGCGCGAAACGAGAUCGGCGAGCUUGAACUCAAUGAUUUCAGUGCCAAGCAGCAACGUCUUGAAUCAGCUUCUGAGAACCUUGCGGCGGUUGAGGCACAGCUUGCGGCAGUCGAACCGCAGUUCAAGGGUGCCGUGGAACGGCAAAAGCGGGUGGUCGUCAGCGCCCCGGUCAACGGGACUGUCGUCAACAUGGCACUUCACACGCUGGGUGGUGUGGUGCGUCCGGGAGAAGACAUUCUGGAACUGGUCCCGCUCAGUGAAGAGCUGAUCGUGGAAGCACGCAUCAACACCACGGACAUCGAGAAGCUCCGUGUGGGCCAGGCAUCAAGGAUCAGGCUGAGCGCCUUCGAUCUGGAGGACGUGCCGGAGGCAAACGGAGAGAUCUUCGAUAUCUCCGCCGAUGCGAUCACAGAUGAGAGGACGGGCGAUGCCUUCUAUGUGGCCAGAGUCAGACUGGACCGGGACCAGCCGGCGAGUGUCGAGCGCCUGGAGCUGGUUCCCGGCAUGCCGGCAGACCUCUUCAUCACGACAGGCGAACGCACCGUUCUCAGCUAUCUGGCGCAGCCAUUGAGCGAACGCCUGACGCGAACCUUCAUCGAGUGA
Messenger RNA from Effrenium voratum, 2958 nucleotides. Lineage: Eukaryota; Dinophyceae; Suessiales; Symbiodiniaceae. The record is from the annotation of a GenBank genome assembly.